UGACUCACUUGCCUUACGCUGGAGUCCGUACGCGUAGAAGUAAAAACAUUUUUUUUUUCCCUUUUUUAAAUUUAUUUUCUUUAAGGUUUUGGAAACUUAAACAACAAAACGAAAUAUACUGACCCGUGUACUAUUGUAAGCGUACACAACAUUAAUAGCACUUAGAUAAAUAAAUAAGGGCCUAUUCAACAGGUUUCCAGACAGAAACGACAGUUAUUCCUAAACAAAGAUAACAGAUAUAUUUUAGGAAGUCGUUUUUUUUUUUUGUUUUUUUUCCCACUUCCACCGGGACCACGUAUUAUUUAAUCAUCCCUGUGCGUUUUGAGGGCGUAAAGAAACGACGUUUGAAAUGGAUCAGCAGUGUUUCAACGCCAAGGCAGAGAUGGUGCCCGAAACCACGGCCGCCGCCGGGUUCAUCGCCAGCUUGCUGAGGACCAGAGGCUUCCUGACAGAGCCGCAGCUGCAGAGAUUCAGCCAGUCUCUCCAGGAGGCGCUGGCCGAUCACUACAAACAGCACUGGUUCCCAGACAGACCCCAGAAGGGGUCGGGCUACCGCUGCAUCAGGAUUAACCACGAAAUGGACCCCCUCAUUGGCAAAUCCGCCAGCCAGAUCGGGCUGAGCAGCCAGCAGCUGUUCCACCUCCUGCCCAAGGAGCUGACCCUGUGGAUCGACCCCUUCGAGGUGUCCUACCGCAUCGGGGAAGACGGAUCCACCUGCGUUCUCUACGAGACCGAGGCGCCAGCUGCCACCGCCACCAGCAGCAGCAACGGCAGCUCUUACAACCCCGUGUUGAUGUGCAAACAGCAGUUCCUUAUGGGCCGUAGGAGCCCUCCUAAAAACUACCUGAUGACUGUGUCCAGUUAGGGCCAGGCCGGGUUGAUUAGUUUAAUCAGACAGGCAAUUCGUGCACCAGAGAGGAGUGGGGGGGGAGGGGGUGAAUCUAUCGGUUUAACUUAGCAGCUACCUUUUUUCCUUUUGGUUUUUAUUUUGUUUGAGACUUGAAAGAACUAGGGGAUGGUCCUGUUUCAUUAUCUCUUCUGUUAAUGCAGCUUAUUUCUAACGUGUUUGUGGGUUUGCUAAACACAACAAAGGAUAUAGAACCAGCGCAUACACACGUCGGCGAUGGAGAAUGAUUAGGAGAUGGGGUGGGGGGGCCGUUCCAUUUAACGAAGCUGCCGAAAUGUAACUGCUUGAACUUUCUUCCCUUUUUUUAAAAAGGGUUACUUCUGACAGUAGCCUGAACUCUUGCACUGCUGAGGCAUUUGGUGUUUUUAUUAUUUUUGGCAUGUUCUCAAUUAAACGCUGAAACUAGCCUUCUGUAUUAUACAAAGUUCUUAACACUGCACAGUAAAUGUUCCCUCCACGGGCUGGGAGGGAUUACCUAGUGGCUCAUGCCUGAAAUGGAGAGUUUUCAGAUUCCUUGGUUGAAACCUCUCUCUAGAAAGGUGCAAUAAAAUUAAUAAGACGACAUGCAGAACUCCAGCAACGCACGGGCUGUGGAUUGGUAGUAGCUCGGGUCUUUAUUUUUAAUUGUAGAAUCUGCAGUAUCGCUUAUGUGCUGUAUCAUCUUUCACACAGUACAGUUAUGACGUAAACCAAAAAAAGUACAGUCCUUUAAUUGAAGUGCAAUUUAUGAUCCAAAGUUCUUUAUAUGUAACCUGGCCCCUAACUAACUAGUUUACAGAAGUUAAGUCAACAUACAGCAGACUGGUUUUAUAUACCGGUUUGCCUUGCUGCCGAAAUGACUUUCUUUUUAAACAAUUCUUUUUUUUAUUAUUUAAGAGCUGUAAAGUAUUGCUGCCAAGUAAGCCCCAGUUGUUGGAGUUUUUCUACGUGUCGCUGGUUGUCAAGACAAGGUUUUGUGCAAUAGAACUUGAUGACCCGCUCAGUCAAUCCUCUGCACUAUUUCUAGCACACAAAGCAUCCCUUUUAUUUCUUUCUGUGUUUUCAAAGGGUAGUAUUAACAGCUUGCUAUCCAGAGACAGUCUUUGGAAAAUGUAUGCUGUGAACAUGAACCGUUUCAACGACUGUAUUAAAUGGCUGACAUCCGAAGGUGGGAGGGGGAGGGGGUUAAUUUUUACUCUUUGAAACAGGAUUGGAGAUGCGAUUGUUGGACACACCUGGAAUUCCCUGUUCUAAAGUGUGCAUUGCCUGUUUGAAUAAGCUGUGAGGUUUUUGUUUUUAUUGUAAAUGGAUUUGCGCCAAACUGACACAUUGUUUCCUAUUGCUGGAGUAUAAUAAUAAUAAUAUUAAUAAUAGCAGUGAUUUAGUAUUUCAUUCUUUCCAAAUGGGCUGUUGAGCAGCCUAAUCUGUUUACUGUUGUGAAUUGUAAAGAUUGUAAGCUAGAUUAAACUGCCUCUGCCAAUGUACAUUUCUUGUUUUUGUUUAUGGAUUGUGUACAUAUAUAUUGAUAGAUGUACAGUUUUGUACUUUUUACGCAUAAAAGUCCUUAAGAUAAUAAAUGAAUUUAAAAGAAACAA
Molecule: messenger RNA, 2481 nt
Organism: Polyodon spathula (Mississippi paddlefish)
Lineage: Eukaryota; Metazoa; Chordata; Actinopteri; Acipenseriformes; Polyodontidae
Product: protein BTG2-like
Exons: 2
Coding region: 350-865 (171 amino acids)
Biological process (GO): negative regulation of mitotic cell cycle; negative regulation of cell population proliferation
Cellular component (GO): nucleus; cytoplasm
Source: RefSeq, a predicted model, not a curated record